AUGACUUGCCGUCCAUUGGUAAACGUUUAUAAUCUGACUGGUGAAUGCACCAAGACCACCGUCAAGAUGCCUGCUGUUUUUAAGGCUCCUCUUCGUAGUGACGUCUUAAACUUUGUUCACGACAGCUUGCGCAAGAAUUCUCGUCAGCCAUAUGCUGUAAGUGGUAAAGCCGGCGUCCAAGCUUCUGCUGCAUCUUGGGGUACAGGUCGUGCCGUUGCUCGUAUCCCACGUGUUCGUGGUGGUGGUACUCAUCGUUCAGGCCAGGGUGCUUAUGGAAAUAUGUGCCGUGGUGGUCAUAUGUAUGCACCCACCAAAACGUACAGACGUUGGUAUCGUCGAGUAAAUGUACAGCAAAGACGAUUUGCUAUGUGUACCGCAAUAGCUGCAACUGGCGUCCCCGCCUUGGUCAUGGCUCGUGGUCAUCGCGUUGAUAGGGUCCCGGAGCUUCCAUUGGUUCUCACAGAUAAUGUUGAGAAAAUCUCCAAAACCAAGGAUGCUGUCAGGGUCCUAAAAAAACUGAAGGCUUGGUCAGACAUCCAAAAAGUCUACCAAUCAAAACGCAAUCGUGCUGGUCGAGGUAAAAUGAGGAACCGACGUCAUAUCAUGAAGCGUGGUCCCAUCGUUAUCUACAAAAAGGAUGAUGGUAUUACUCGGGCUUUCCGCAAUAUCCCUGGAAUCACUCUAUUAAACGUCAAGUACUUAAAUAUUUUGAAGCUUGCCCCUGGUGGUCAUAUGGGACGAUUCGCAAUUUGGACUGAGGGUGCUUUCAGGUAUCUUGACAAGCUCUAUGGAACAUGGAAGGAAGGUAGUCACAUGAAGACUGAUUUCCAUCUUCCCUCAUCCAAAAUGACAAAUACCGACCUGAAUCGUCUGCUUACCUGUCAGGCAAUUCGAAAAGUUCUUCGUCCAAGAAGGAUGGGUCGGCAACGCAGACGGUCACACGUUAAAAAGAAUCCUCUAAAGAAUAUGGCGGCCCUAGUUAAGCUGAAUCCCAAUGCUGUCAAUGAACGUAAAUGCCGGGUUGGUCUUCAGAAAGCUGCUCUAAAGCGCAAGGCAGCCAAAGCAAAUCCAGUUCCGACGAAACCUGACACUGAAGCCACUAAUGAAGUUCAAGCAUAA
Molecule: messenger RNA, 1119 nt
Organism: Rodentolepis nana
Lineage: Eukaryota; Metazoa; Platyhelminthes; Cestoda; Cyclophyllidea; Hymenolepididae
Source: the annotation of a GenBank genome assembly